AUGGCGAUUCCCUAUGUAUGCAAGUGUAGAUUUAUACCAUUUCUUCGUCUCCCCCUUUCGCCCAUCAUGACCACAACACUCGAACGCAGCCUCUCUCGCACGUCGAGCAUGUCCAUCCCUGUCUCAAGCCCCCGAUUAUCUCUCAUCCACGAAAACACACCUCCAGCCCUAGCAGAUCCGUCCCUAUCACACAUCCAUGACCGCCUGACUUUUCUGGACUCCCGCCUACUCGAGCUACGCUCCAGCGUUCUGACCAAAGAUGGCUACGUUGACCGACGAAACCGCGAAGACGAACACAUUCGCCGUGAAUUCGAAGCACACCGGUCAAUUUCCAGCCGAAUCGAUCUCAAUGUCGUUGCGUUGAAGACAGACGUCGACCAGUUGAAGUCAGGGAUAUCCCAACUCAAGUCCAGUAUCGGCCAAAGCGGCAAUGAGACCGUCUUCCUUCGCAGUGAUGUCGACCGCUUGUCGAAGAACGUGGAACAGAUCCAGUCAGAUGUUGAGCACCUGCAGACUGACGUAUGCGGAUGCCGCGUGGAGAUCAGCAAACUACAUGCGACCAUCAGCCAACUUCGAACUGAUCUGAUUACUCUGCAACAUGAGACAUCGCGGCAUUUGACUUCUGUGUUCAAUCGAUUCUCUCUCAUCGAAGCUCGGAUGAAGCAUUCUGAACGAGUCCGUUUCAACUCGUUGGCCCACACGACACACGCCCCGAUCACGCCUGUUCCUGUAGUCGAGGAAGACGGGUCCUUGCAAUGGCCCGAAUACUUCCCUCGCACUGUUUGGAGGUUCUGGUGUUUGAAGAAGCGAAGCAGGAUCAAUCGAUUGGCGCAACUGGCCGAGUUCUAUCAGCUCGGAGGAUACGAGUAUUGGGGCCGCAUGCAUCAAGAGCAGACGCUCUUUGCCAGUGAUAGCGAUUCCAGUGAUUCCAGUGAUUAUCCGUCCAACCUAAGUCGCGCAGAAGCCGUACGCCUGUACCCCGAGGCCGCACACCAGGCGCUGGCCGCGACCUUGGGGUUGGUAUAUUAUAAGAUUCGAAACGAAGUGGGCGAAGGCCCGAAUGCUUCUAUUACUCGCCCACCUAAACGCCAGCAGGAAGAGGCUAUUUCGGCUACUUCGAGCAAGGAGAAGCCGGUCAAAAUGGCACGCCGGCCAACCGUGUCACCUACGACUUUGAAAAGGCUCAUCACUGGACCCUCUGUGGAGUCUAAGUCUUUGACCUCUGAAGAGUCUGAUAAGCUUGGCUGGAAUGCCUACUCUGAUGUGUCAGACGACACAAUGAGCAAGCUUCGUGGGAUCGUAUCGGACGAAGUUGGCACAUUGCUUCGAGCCUUGGAGAAAGGCCGAAUCCGACUUCGAUCCAACAGAUCGGAGCGGACAAAUUUGUCGCCCACUGAGUCUAGAGCCGCCGAGUCGAAAGCUGGCUCUCGCAACAGCAAGGCUGCACCUGAGGAUGAACCAACUCUGCCGAAUACGAUUCCUACUGAAGUAUUAUCUAUUUCCUCUGAUCAUGCCGAGAAAAUCGGAGAUCACGAGCUUCCAGACACCGCGUCUGAUGCUUCGAGUCCGCUGACUUGA
Aspergillus welwitschiae is the source of this 1578-nucleotide messenger RNA. RefSeq lists its product as uncharacterized. The record is from RefSeq and is a predicted model, not a curated record. The coding region runs from base 1 to 1578 and encodes 525 amino acids. The transcript has 3 exons. Lineage: Eukaryota; Fungi; Ascomycota; Eurotiomycetes; Eurotiales; Aspergillaceae.